Molecule: messenger RNA, 1937 nt
Organism: Coregonus sp. 'balchen'
Lineage: Eukaryota; Metazoa; Chordata; Actinopteri; Salmoniformes; Salmonidae
Source: the annotation of a GenBank genome assembly
AUGAAUUCCGCGGAGCAGACGGUCACUUGGCUGAUCACACUCGGGGUGCUGGAGUCGCCGAAAAAGACUAUAUCGGAUCCCGAGGCAUUUUUACAGUCCUCCCUCAAAGAUGGGGUGGUCUUGUGCAGACUGCUGGAGCGGCUGAGCCCGGGAUCCACGGACAAAGUAAGGACAGAGCUGCCGCUUGUCUUCCCCUCUUGCCGCCCGCUUCAUCGGCUCCUCAAUGCGGCAAGAACCGUGACAUAACGCGGUUUAUCUCGCUUCUCUUUGCCCUCUGGCCCAUGAAGAGAUUCGUUUGUAGGUCACGAGCGCGUGGGUUAUUGUUCCUAAAAACAGCACCAAAUGGUUGCACAUAUGUCAGUAGGCCUACACUCACGCGUGUGAUAGGUUUAUACAGACAGACAGACAGACCACACCGUUCGCUGUGGCAGAUGCGAGUCACGACGAUCUAUUCUGUGCGCAAUUAUUAGUAGCCUUUGUAGAUUCUUAAACCAAGACAAACGAUGAGGCGCAUUUUUUUGUUGUCAAACAAACUCUUAAAUUUAUGAGCUCUAUGGUUUGGGAAUUGUGUAGCCUAUAUGGAUUUUAGUUUUUUCUUCUGGAGACAGGCAACAGAAAAGGCCACAGAUAGCCUACAGAUGCGUUGUGAGAUUGGAACCCAAAGCGCAUUACGCGGUAUUACGUUAAUGCACAGGAUCUGUAGGCCUCUAGCCUAUGGUUUAUAUGUAGCCUAUGUUUGACACAUUAUCCGGAUCACCAGCUAGUGGUGUAUGUGGGUACACCACAAGAGCUGGCCGCCAUUGACUGCAAAAGCUCACAGACAGAUAGAGACCCUCGCCACAUUUAAAGCAACAGUGCGGUAUUUGUAAUGUAUGUCUGUCAACACCAAAAGCCCCACUCACUUUAGCCUUGUUCUAUAUUGUGUACGACAAAUCUUGUGUGGUUUUAGACAGAUUGGGCGUUCCCUGGCGUUCUUAAUCUUAAAUGCCUCUCUGACAACAGAAUAGCCUAGUGCUGUCUGGAGAGUGGCCACAGCUGGAAGAGAGAGACUCUUCCAUCACCUUAUAGGAGAACAUCACCUAUAGCCUAAUCUAACCAGGGUUCUGACCAACCGUUGAUUCUGUUCUUAUGGUCUGAUAGAGUAGGCUAUUGAAAUCUGCCCAUGAUGACCACCUGAUGAUGAGCUAUUGGCCACAAGUGCAAAGGAGGAGAAAGAGUCUUCCCUCUAUGAAAAAUGCAGUUAUUAUUAUAUUCUGUUCUAUAGCGUAUUAUAUUCUAACUGCAUAGACUGAUAGGCUACAGGUCAUUUAACUGGUAAUUACUCUGGUAAAAUAUCUAUAUGUCCAGCCUCAGCCAGCGCCCAAUGUUUCACUUUUGUUGUAUAUCUCACUGGCAGUUCAUGUAGCCUAUGGUUAUAGACUGGUAAUAAAAGGUGUCAGAUCUGUCCUUCUAGAUUCAUAGGCUGUAUUACAUCCAUUCACAUUGACAUUGUGGUUAGUGUUACUUAUUUAUUUCCCACCCGUUCUUUGAUAAUUAUUCUGUUUUGAUCAAUUUUAUCCAUCCCGCCUCUGUUCAGAGGAGUCGCCAGCGUCCUCCCUCACUGCUUCUGUGUUAUUGCUCACAGCUCCCAUUCGCCAACGUCAUUUCCCUCAAUCCAAUGCCUACUUCCCUGCUAGAGAAUUUGUAGCUGUAUUGUAUAAGCAAGCCAAGAAGAGGGAAUGUUGGCUUCUACUCUGAAUCAAAACGCGCAUACGACUGCUUCAAAGUAGCUAGGCUAUGAAAAACAAGUUUAUUUUGAUCGAAAUUCGUGUUUCUCAUAUGCAUUUUUGUUGUCCCAGAUCUACCAAGAACCGAAGAACGACGUCGAGUGCUUGAGCAACAUAAAGGAGUUUCUCAAAGGCUGCACUUCGUUUCGCGUAGAGGUAAAUUCUCCAUAA